Diospyros lotus (date-plum) is the source of this 1452-nucleotide messenger RNA. RefSeq names its product dof zinc finger protein DOF1.7-like. Gene Ontology annotation, biological process: regulation of DNA-templated transcription. Lineage: Eukaryota; Viridiplantae; Streptophyta; Magnoliopsida; Ericales; Ebenaceae. Gene Ontology annotation, molecular function: DNA-binding transcription factor activity; DNA binding. The record is from RefSeq and is a predicted model, not a curated record. The transcript has a single exon. Bases 441 to 1151 code for a protein of 236 amino acids.
GGAAGUAAAAUCAAUGGCAUCAAGGAGAAGGAAAGCUAGAGUUUUGUAGCUCUAUAAUUUGAUACAGUUGCCACUGCAAGUAAAACCCACAAAUUUAGAUCGAGACUCUCUUUGGACCACAAAACCUCAACCCUUUGCAGAUCUUCUUCUUCUUCUUCUUCUUCUUCUUCUUCUAUUUAUAUAUAAUCAUUCCCUUCUUUAUAGAUACAUAGAGAUAUAUAUAGCCUAUAGCUAUAGAUUGAUCAUAGAGCUUUAGAUAUUACUCGUAGGGAAUCCUAGACCAUGCUCAAUUCUCCUCACCUUCCAAACUAUUUCAUUGUAUCUUCGUCUUCUCAUCAACACAGUGUUUGUUCCUUCAAAUUCAAUCUUUCUCUUCUUGAGCCAAGAUCCAAAGGCUAGAUCUUUUUCGAGUGUAUUAGUUUUUUUGCUUGAUUUCUGAGAUGGGUUUGAGUAAUAAACAGGUUUCUGGCGAUGGGGUUGACUGGGGAGAGAGCUUUCUCCGGUCCGGCGGCUUGGAGCUGCCGAAGCCUAAUCCGGCAAGGAGGCAGACGCAGCCGCAAUCUGAGCCGUUGGCUUGCCCGAGAUGCGGCUCGACAAACACCAAGUUCUGCUACUACAACAACUACAACAAGACUCAGCCUCGCCAUUUUUGCAAGGCUUGUAAACGGCACUGGACCAAAGGUGGCACUCUUCGCAACGUUCCUGUCGGCGGCGGCCGCAAGAAGAAGCGCCUGAAAACGUCCAGCGCCAGCGCCACAACCUCCUCCGCCGCUGCCAGCAAUCUGGGUAAUCAUCUUCAAGUUCAGCAGCAGUAUCGCCAGAGUCUUCAAGAUGACUCCAUCGGCAGCACUGGAAAUUUCAGUAUGAAAAUUUUCAGCGGCAAUAAUGAGAAUUUUCUGGGUUCAUCUCUUCAAACUCCACCCUUCAUCUUCUCAUCAAACUUGAGUUCAUUUGAGAACAGUGUUAAUCCCUCUUCGAUCAUUAAUAUUCCUACCAGUUUUCAAUCUUCAGAUGCCUACAACUUCACCAUUGCUGCUCAGCCAUCAGUGGACAUGGCAAGCUACUGGAACCAGUGGGAAGAUAUUGACACACUGGUCUCAACUGAUCAGCUCAAUAUGCCUUGGGAUGAUACUGAGGUUAAACCCCAAUGAAACAUAAUUAAUCUAGCUAAUUACCCAUGUUAAUUAAUUUCUCUAGUGUGAAUUGGUGCUUUUGUGUUUGGUGGGUUUGUCAAUAAUUAUAGUUUCUUCUUAUUUGGAGGAGUCUUCUUCUUCUUCUUAGAUGUUGCUUUCUGAAAUGAACUAUCUAACCCAUAUGUGUAUCUAUGUCUUUGUAUCAACAUCUAUACUUGUCUGAUCUCUAGAGAUCACCUGUAACUAUUAUAGUGGGAUGUACACUCUUUGAAGCUGUCCUUUUAUUUCCGGCUUCAACCUAUUUUGUCCAUUUAUGCCC